GAAUACUGUCGGCAUCGAAGUCAGAACAAAUUGCCAAAUGCCAUGCAUCAAGUCUGUUCUGGAGGUGUGGAAUAUCAAACAGAUGAUUAAAUUAACGCAAGAACAUAUAGAGGCACUGCUAGACAAAUUUGGGGGAGAGCAUAACCCACCAUCGAUAUAUUUAGAGGCCUAUGAAGAGUACACCAGCAAACUAGAUGCUCUGCAGCAGAGAGAACAGCAGUUACUGGAAUCCAUGGGGAACGGAACAGAUUUCUCUGUCUCCAGUUCAGCUUCCACAGACACAGUUGCAUCAUCAUCCUCCUCUAGCCUCUCUGUAGCACCUUCAUCCCUUUCGGUUUAUCAAAACCCUGCUGAUAUGUCACGGAAUAACCCUAAGUCUCCCCAGAAGCCUAUUGUUAGAGUCUUCCUGCCCAACAAGCAAAGGACUGUGGUUCCAGCGAGAUGUGGAGUGACAGUCCGAGACAGCCUAAAGAAAGCUCUGAUGAUGAGAGGUCUUAUUCCAGAAUGCUGUGCUGUUUACAGAAUACAAGAUGGAGAGAAGAAGCCAAUUGGCUGGGACACUGACAUUUCCUGGCUCACGGGAGAGGAGUUGCAUGUGGAAGUCUUGGAGAAUGUGCCACUCACGACACACAAUUUUGUACGAAAAACAUUCUUCACGUUAGCAUUCUGCGACUUUUGUCGAAAGCUGCUUUUCCAGGGAUUCCGGUGCCAGACAUGUGGCUACAAAUUUCACCAGCGCUGUAGUACAGAAGUGCCACUGAUGUGUGUUAAUUAUGACCAACUUGAUUUGCUGUUUGUCUCCAAGUUCUUUGAACAUCACCCCAUACCGCAGGAGGAGGCCUCCUUAGGAGAGACCACCCCAGCAUCUGGAUCGUACCCUCCAUUCAAAAUAUUCCAAAGUUGUCUUUUUCCACUUCCAAUUAUUCUCUCAGAUGUCGUGAUGUUGGGCAAAGCUCAGCAAACUCAUGAAGCUGAUAUUAUGGCAGGACCACCAAUUCUCCCUAGUCCUUCUCCUUCAAAAUCCAUUCCAAUCCCACAGCCCCUCCGACCAGCAGAUGAAGACCAUCGGAAUCAAUUUGGGCAACGUGACCGAUCCUCUUCAGCUCCCAACGUUCACAUCAAUACAAUCGAGCCAGUCAAUAUUGAUGACUUGAUUAGAGACCAGGGUUUACGAGGAGAAGGAGCCCCUUUGAACCAACUGAUGCGCUGUCUUCGGAAAUACCAAUCCCGGACUCCCAGUCCCCUCCUUCAUUCUGUCCCCAGUGAAAUAGUGUUUGAUUUUGAGCCUGGCCCAGUGUUCAGAGGUUCAACUGCAGGUUUGUCUGCAACACCUCCUGCCUCUUUGCCUGGGUCGCUCACCAAUGUGAAAGCGUUACAGAAAUCACCAGGACCCCAACGGGAAAGGAAGUCAUCCUCAUCCUCAGAAGACAGAAAUAGAAUGAAAACCCUUGGUCGACGGGAUUCAAGUGAUGAUUGGGAGAUACCAGAUGGACAGAUCACAGUUGGACAAAGGAUAGGAUCUGGGUCAUUUGGAACAGUCUACAAAGGAAAGUGGCAUGGUGAUGUGGCAGUGAAAAUGUUGAAUGUUACGGCACCCACACCUCAACAGUUACAGGCUUUCAAAAAUGAAGUAGGAGUGCUCAGGAAAACACGACAUGUGAAUAUCCUACUUUUCAUGGGUUAUUCAACAAAACCCCAGUUGGCUAUCGUUACACAAUGGUGUGAGGGGUCCAGCUUGUAUCACCAUCUACACAUCAUUGAGACCAAAUUUGAAAUGAUUAAACUAAUUGAUAUUGCACGACAGACUGCACAAGGCAUGGAUUAUUUGCAUGCCAAGUCAAUCAUCCACAGAGACCUCAAGAGUAAUAAUAUUUUUCUUCAUGAAGACCUCACAGUAAAAAUAGGUGAUUUUGGUCUGGCUACAGUGAAAUCACGAUGGAGUGGAUCCCAUCAGUUUGAACAGCUGUCUGGAUCUAUUCUAUGGAUGGCACCAGAAGUUAUUAGGAUGCAAGAUAAAAACCCAUAUAGCUUUCAGUCGGAUGUGUAUGCGUUUGGGAUUGUUCUUUAUGAAUUGAUGACUGGACAGUUACCCUACUCAAACAUCAACAACAGGGACCAGAUAAUUUUUAUGGUGGGACGAGGAUACCUAUCUCCAGACCUCAGUAAAGUACGGAGCAACUGUCCAAAAGCUAUGAAGAGACUAAUGGCAGAAUGCUUAAAAAAGAAAAGAGAUGAGAGACCCCUUUUUCCACAGAUUCUUGCCUCCAUUGAGCUUCUGGCCCGGUCGUUGCCAAAAAUUCACCGCAGUGCAUCUGAGCCCUCAUUAAACCGGGCUGGCUUCCAGACAGAGGAUUUUAGUCUAUAUGCUUGUGCUUCUCCAAAAACACCCAUCCAAGCAGGGGGAUACGGAGAAUUUGCAGCGUUCAAGUAGCCACAGCACCAUGGCAGCACCCACUCUGUUAUUUAAGUCUUGUGUUCCUACAGUUUCUUAACAUCAAAACUCUAUUCUGCUCCGCAAAACCUAAAGUAAUUUAGAAAAGAUAUCCAUAAGCUUAAAAGUGGAGCAGAAUAGAACUGCCAGUCCAACACAAUGGGAAAAAGUACCUUUUUGGGAACCAGAAUCCUCUGCUGCCAGUGUUUCUCCUUCAACACAAACCACCACGUGCAUUCGGAGACCCGCAGUGGCUGCCUGUGCUGUUGGCAUCAUUCCCAGGAGAGAGGCGAGGGCGCUCGUGGUUUGACUGUGGUGCUCGGGCAUGAGGGGAUGGAACUGCUGCUGCAACUUAGGAGACUUGCUUUGGAUGGUCUGCCGGUCGGCUUUCUCCCUCUAACAACGUACCAUCAGAGGCUGAAAAUCUGAUGAGUGCUAAUUUAAAAGAAUCAUCCUCCGUUCUGAUCUCUUUUUUUUCCUGGUGUACUCACUGAUUUAUGGACAAUGCAGUAUCCCCUUUUCACUGUAUUACAAUGUCAAGCACCUAAAUCUGUCUACUUUACUGGGGUUUAUUCCAGUAAAAUUAAAAGCGUGGGGUGAUGGGGGCUGGAGAAGAUGUUUCUCUGAAGGCGAAGAGGUUAAUCUGAAGGAAAAGGGGAUGCUGCUGCACCUUUAUUCAGAUUUACUUUAUCACUUCUUCAAAAAACAAACAACAACCACCAACCUUAACCUUUUUCCUUUUCCAGUAUUUUCUUGGUGUGUGCAUAUACAACAUCUUUUAGAAGGAUUAGGUAGAUCCUUCUUUUGUUGGUCCAGCAACAAACUGAAGUUUAAAAAGAAAAAAUAAAUGUAGCGAGAUUGUCCUCUCUUUUAUUUUUUUUCUUUUGUAUCAUAUGAUACAAUGUAUUUAUCAAAGAUGCUACCACAGCAUCUGAAAGUCUGUAGAAUUCCUGAUACAGACUGUGAACGGUGUAUGUACCUACGUUAAAAGUUUUAUUUUAAACGAGGGUGCAGGUUAAUGCCAGGUACCUUACCAAUAUGUAAUGUUUUCAUAAACGGGGAAAAAAGUUCUCAGGUUGAAUUGAAUACAAAUACAAAACCCCCUAGAAUUAGACAUUCCAAAAAUUAUGUUUUGGUACUUUGAAGAGCUUUUUUUAAAGGAUUUUUAUCCUGUUAACUAAACAUCCUCUGAUAAGUGUGUGUAUAAAUGUGGAGCAUCUUGUCCUAAUGGCAAGUUGUUAGAUCAAAACAAAACGGUACUUGCUGGAUCCACGCUGACUACUUCUCCUCUCAUUGCUUUCUUCCCUGUCGUCUCUUCCCUUCCGUUUGUCUUUCCCCUUUGUACACUUUGCGGGCUAGGGUGAAGGUGGCGGUAUCUCCAUUAGAGUGCUUUGUUUUCCUGUCCUCCAAUCCUGGUUUUCAAAUGGUUGGUAGCUUUUUGAUGAGUUACCCAGUCAGGGAAAAAAAAA
This is a messenger RNA of Egretta garzetta (little egret), 3900 nucleotides long. RefSeq names its product B-Raf proto-oncogene, serine/threonine kinase (gene BRAF). Lineage: Eukaryota; Metazoa; Chordata; Aves; Pelecaniformes; Ardeidae. Gene Ontology annotation, cellular component: cytosol; plasma membrane; mitochondrion. The coding region runs from base 38 to 2431 and encodes 797 amino acids. Gene Ontology annotation, molecular function: protein kinase activity; ATP binding. The record is from RefSeq and is a predicted model, not a curated record. The transcript is spliced from 21 exons. Gene Ontology annotation, biological process: signal transduction; protein phosphorylation.